Messenger RNA from Panonychus citri (citrus red mite), 3549 nucleotides. RefSeq names its product serine/threonine-protein kinase 3-like. The record is from RefSeq and is a predicted model, not a curated record. Gene Ontology annotation, cellular component: cytoplasm. Gene Ontology annotation, biological process: protein phosphorylation; intracellular signal transduction; regulation of MAPK cascade. Gene Ontology annotation, molecular function: protein serine/threonine kinase activity; ATP binding. The coding region runs from base 349 to 2031 and encodes 560 amino acids. NCBI's taxonomy places the organism in Eukaryota, Metazoa, Arthropoda, Arachnida, Trombidiformes, Tetranychidae. The transcript is spliced from 2 exons.
UCUUGUUGAAAGGCCAAAGAGAUUAAAAUUAACGAGAAAGACUUUGAGUGUAAAGUGUUUAUUCUAAUCUGUUAAACUAAUUGAUUAACAAUUUAAAUUGUUGUAAAAUUGAUAAUUUAUUGUGUUUUCUUUUCUUAGAAUGGAAAAUUAAUAUCGAUUAACAUCGAUAAAGAAUAUCAACAAAAUCGGAACCCCAACCUCUUCCAUUGAGAAGAGAAGAAGAUGAAAAGACAUUAGUGAUUAUUGUUAAUAUAUAAAAAUAUAUAUUUUCUAUCAUUGGAUUUCUGUUUAAUUUGAGGAGAGAAAAAAGAAAACAUUUCAUUUUGGAAAAAGUAAAAACAACUCAAAAUGGCGACUUUGGAAAAAUUAAGUGAAGAAGCCUUAUCUCGUUCACCGGAAGAAGUUUUUGAUAUAAUCUGUAAAUUGGGUGAAGGCUCAUAUGGAGCUGUAUACAAAGCUUUACACAAAGAGUCCGGACAAGUUUUAGCAAUCAAACAAGUGCCAGUAGAAAGUGACCUUGGAGAAAUAAUCAAAGAAAUAUCCAUCAUGCAACAAUGUGAUUCCCCGUUUGUGGUCAAAUAUUAUGGUAGUUAUUUUAAAGGUAAAAAUCAAGGUAGUGAUCUAUGGAUUGUAAUGGAAUAUUGUGGAGGUGGAAGUGUCAGUGAUAUUAUGAGAUUAAGGAAGAAAACUCUAACCGAAGAGGAAAUCGCCACCAUACUGAAAGACACUCUACUUGGUUUAGAGUAUCUUCAUGCUCGACGUAAAAUUCACCGAGAUAUUAAAGCAGGUAACAUAUUGUUAAAUAGUGAGGGUCAUGCGAAAUUAGCUGAUUUUGGUGUUGCCGGACAAUUAACUGACACUAUGGCUAAACGUAAUACCGUUAUUGGAACGCCCUUUUGGAUGGCACCGGAAGUUAUACAAGAAAUUGGUUAUGAUUGUUUAGCUGAUAUUUGGUCUUUAGGUAUAACAGCAUUAGAAAUGGCUGAAGGUAAACCACCUUAUGGUGAUAUACACCCAAUGAGAGCAAUUUUUAUGAUACCAACCAAACCACCUCCAUCUUUCCGAGAUCCUGAUCGCUGGUCAACUGAGUUUAUUGAUUUUGUUUCCCGUUGCCUUGUCAAAAAUCCUGAACAUCGAGCAUCAGCCACCAGUUUACUUAAACACGAAUUUAUCACUCGAGCUUUACCAGUUAACAAUUUAAUAGCCAUGAUCCAAGAGGCUAAAAUAAUUCAACAGGAACACUUUAAACAAGAUUGGAUCGGUGAUGAAGAUGUUGAUGCAUCAACCAUGGUACCAAGUUCAAACAAUCAAACCCUUAAACCUCCCGGUGAAACGGCCAAUGGAACAGCUUCCAGCCAAAGUAUUAGUACCAAAUCAGGUACUGUUAAAACGAUGACAAUAGUUUCCGAUGUGGAAUCUGAUCUUGGUACAUUGAUAAUCAACGACGAAUCAGAUGACGAGACCGAUCGAACCUUAAAACCAGCGUUUAUGCAACACUUUGAAAGAAACAGAGACCAAGAAAUGAAAGAAAAUAAAAAUAGUAACCAUAACAAUGCUGUUAACCGGUCAGAGAUGUUCAGCCAAUAUGGAGAUUCAAGUAAGGGAUCAACGGAAACUACGACACCUAAUUAUUCAACCCACGAUUCAUCUAAUCAAUCACAGAGACAAAUGCAUGCACCUCAUGCUCAAACUAUCCCAUUAUCGUCUAUUCAAUCUCAAUCUCAACAAAAUCUUCCUUCCGUUCAUCCGAAUCAAUCAACGCUACAACAACAACAACAACAAUCUCAACAUCAUCAACAGCAACAACAACAACAACACUCUCAAUAUCAACCAAUGUCUCGUGCAAUUAUGUUAGAAAGUGAUUUUGAAUUUCUUCGUUAUUUAUCGCUGGACGAACUUCGCAAACGAAUGGCAAACCUUGACUUUGAGAUGGAAAAUGAGAUCGAAGAGCUGAGACGUCGAUAUGCAGCCAAAAGACAACCGAUUCUCGAUGCUAUUGAUACCAAAAGAAAACGACAACAAAAUUUUUGACAAUAAUCCAACAAUCGAGCUUCCAUUUUUCAGUCUAUCAUCAUAUUUAAACCAAAUUAUAAUCAACUAUGAGAAGAGAAGAAAAAUAACAAGAUUGAUCAACCAUCACCAUCAGCAUCAUCAAAAUCAACAACAAUCAACUACAGUCCUAAUGCCGUUAUCGUUUAACUUUCAAUCGAAACCAAAUUAUAUGCACAAGAAAACAGAAAAAUCUACAAGAGGAAUUGUUUUUACUUACACAUAUUCUCACGCAUAUCAAUUAUUGUUUUUCAUCUUCUAUCAUCAUAACUGUAGUAAUUAGUUACUACCUUUCUCUCUCUCUCUCUCUCUCUUUCAUUUGCUUUUUUCCAAAUGACACACUUUCGAUUAUCAUCAUCACCAUAAUCACCAUCAUCACCUUUUCCUCUUUUUCUCUCUUUUCUCUUUUUUCUCCUCCUCGAGUUAAUUAGAUAUUUUUCUUUCUCUUUUGUGCUAAAUCAUAGUCAUAACAUAAUCGAUUCUAGUUAGCGUAAUUUAGAAACAAUCAAUCCUCUUGAAGCGUUUUAAUCAUCUAUUGAUUCCCACUUAAUAUCUUUUUGUUUGCCAUUUCUCAGGUUGACAAUUUGUUCCUUAUCAGUGAAAAAAAGUGUCUUGUUCAUCUUCAAAUCUUUCUCUCUUUCUAAUCCAAUCAAUCAAUUUAAUCAUCUUAACUAAUAGAUUAGUUUAAACCCAAAGGGACGCAUGAAGAAGUGAUCAAAUUAAUUCUUAUACAGUUUACAAUUAGAUUGAUUAAUUACUCCUUUUUUGACAACUACAGAGCUCAGUUUACCUCUUUAAUCAGAAUAUCUAAAACAAAUUAGUUAAAUCAAAUAAACAAAAUCAAACACAAAUCAAUUAAUUAUGAUGUAUUAGGACUUUAAUUCUAAUCACUCAAUAUUAUACUUUUGAUAUUGAUAUUUAAAUUAUCUUUUUGUAUGAAUAAUUUAAACAUUUUUUUCUAGGAAUUAGCAAUAAUUGUUACAACAAUUAACGAUCUCUUUUUUUCUUCUUCAUACCUUUUGAUUUGCCAUCCAACUAAAUCAUAACAAUUAGUUGAUUAUCCUGCUCUUCUUUCAUUGUUCAUUACUUUAUCUCUCUAAUUAUUUACACAAUCAACUUAAUUAUUAAUCUUUUUACCUGAAUCAAUUUCUUUACAGAUUAUCAACCAUAUGAGAAAAAAACAUCAAUUUAGUCCUUUCAUUCAACAAUUUAAUUUUAAUUACCACCAAUCUUUUUUUGCGUUCACUUAAUUGUGUACAAUUUAUUCAAAUUUACUUCCAUCCGAACUCAACUUUUCUUGUUUACUUUUGUCUUUUUCUUGUCAAUCAACUAAUUGCUUCUUAAAUGAUCCAAAGAUAUUCAAGGAGAAGUUCAAGCGACAUGAUAUUUGGACAUUUCGAUAAAAAAAACGUCUCGAUCUAUUUUAGUAAAUAUACUUUUCGAUCAACAAAUAAAGUUUAUUUGUUGAAUAAAAUGUAAAUUACUUUCGAUUACUCUUAA